Entrophospora candida is the source of this 5460-nucleotide messenger RNA. NCBI's taxonomy places the organism in Eukaryota, Fungi, Glomeromycota, Glomeromycetes, Entrophosporales, Entrophosporaceae. The record is from the annotation of a GenBank genome assembly.
AUGCCAUUUGACUCAAAUCCUAAUGCUUUACAGAAAUCCUUGUUGAAAAACAAUUCUGAUACAAGUAAAAAAAGAUCCAGAUCUACAAAAGGAUUUAAUAAUGACCAGCCAGCUAAAAAAACAAAGUUUCAAGAAAAUCUACCUUCUGAUCAAAAUUUUUCAGAUAAUGAAUCACACAUUGAAUUAGAUAAUGAUUUGGAUAUUUCAACUACAUCAUCGCACAGUGUAGAAACCGUCUUGGAAAUCAAAAAAUUGGAUGGUAAACAAACCCAACAAACUAUCACACCAAACCUUUUUAACUCAGAUAACAUUCAACCUAUAAUGGCUGAUACUUUUCAAGAAGAAUCAACCAGGAGUGCACACACUUCUGCUGGAAAGACAGUUGUUGCAGAAUAUGCUAUCGCACAAGCUUUGAAAAAUAAACAAAGAGUCAUUUACACCACUCCAAUAAAGGCUUUAAGCAAUCAAAAAUACAGAGAAUUAGAAAAUUCUUUUGGUGAUGUUGGAUUGAUAACUGGUGAUGUUACUAUUAAACCUGAUGCAAGUUGUUUAGUGAUGACUACAGAGUAUGGUAUUUUCAUGAUUGCAGAUGAAAAAGGAAAUUUUCACCAGGAAAAUUUUAAAAAAGUAAUAGUGAUGUUGGAUGUAGGUGCUAAUACUAAUGCUGAAUAUAUUGAUUAUAAAGGAAAGAAAAAAUCAUCACUACCACAAACAAUAAAAGGCCUGUCCAAUGUUUGCAAAAUAGUAAAUAUGAUUAUGCUAAAAAAAUAUGAUCCAGUGAUAUUUUUUACUUUUAGUAGAAAAGAAUAUGAAGAAAAGGAUUUAACACAACAAGUAUUUGACAAUGCACUUAAUUUAAUUCCUGAAGAUGAACAAAAUAUACCACAAAUUGAACACAUGUUACCAUUUUUAAGGUGUAGUGUUGCAAUUCACCAUUCAGGAUUAUUACUGUUUCUUAAAGAGGUUGUUGAAUUACUUUUCCAAGAAGGGUUAAUUAAAGUUCUUUUUGCGACCGAGACAUUCUCAAUGGGUCUUAAUAUGCCUGCUAAAACUGUUAUAUUAAAAACUGGUAGAAGAGGUCUUGAUACAAGAGGAAUUGUAAUAAUUAUAGCAAGAGAAAAAUUAGAACCAUCAGUUGUUAAAGGAAUGAUGAUGGGCGAACCUGAUAAUAUAUACUCUGCAUUUCAUUUGAAAUAUAAUAUGAUCUUAAAUAUGACAAGAGUUGAAGGAAUUAGUCCUGAUUAUAUUCUCCAGAGAAAACUUCAGAGACUAGAAAAAGAACAUAAAGAAAUUGAUAUACCUGAAGAAGAAGAAAUUAAAGAGUAUUACAAUAUUCGUUCACUAUUGGAUACAUAUACUCAUGAAAUAAGGAAGAUUAUAAACCAUCCACUUAAUAUUCUGAAAUACAUGAUAAAACAUGCAAAUGCAGAUUUUGGCUGGGUCCCACUGAUGAAACAAAAAAAAGAAUUAAAAUCAGUGGAGGAUAAAUCAGAUUUGAAUCAAGUAGUGAUUGAAAAUUUAAUAGAAAAUUCAAAUCAUCAAGAGCUUUUUUUACCUCCAGAUCAUUAUUUUGUUGAUGUAAUGUUAAAUUGUGAAUCUGAUGAAUCACAUGUUGCUAAACCAGCAGAUGAUAAAAUAAUUACUGCAAAACCUUACAGUGGAAAUGGUUUAGGAGAGAUGAUGGAUCUAACACACGAUGAUUGUAAAAAGACAGUAUAUAAUAGUAUAAUGGAUAUUAAAGAAAAAUUUGCUGAAGGAAUACCACUUUUAGAUCCAAUAGAGCAUAUGGGUAUUGAAGAAGAGAACUUUCAAAGACUAAUAAAAAAAAUUGAGGUUUUAGAAACAAAACUUGUGACCAAUAAACUCCACAAUACAGAAAAACUACCUAAGCUAUAUGAACUACGCUGUAAAAAGAAUGAGCUCAAACUUAAGAUAAAAUCGUUAAAAAAGACAAUUAAUAUUGCAGAAUCUAUUUUACAACUUGAUGAUCUCAGGUGCUGGGAUGAACUUGUAUUAACUGAAAUAUUGUUGAAUGGAUUUGUUAAAGAAGAAUUUUCUACAGUUUACAGUAAAUUACAAGAGGUUGCACAAAAUGUUGUUGCAGGAAAACCAUUUACACAAAUUAUAAAAAUGGGUGAUUCAAUUUUUGAAGGAGAAAUUGUUUGUACUUUUCAUUAUCUUGAUGAUUUAUUACGAGGAAUGAUUGCAGCAUCAAAGAGUAUCGGGAAUAAUGAAUUAGAAGAGAAAUUUAAAGAAGCCAUUGAAAAACAAGGCAUGCGAGUUCUACCUUCACCUUUGGUCGCUACAAGAGCUUUCAGCUCCAUCCAUUCAUGUCAAGCCAAGUCUAUGAAACAGCUUGAGGAGAGGAUCUCUUUAUUAUCAGAGAUUUACUCUCUUCUUACAAAAUUCAAAAUAAGAUCACAGGAAUGGCGUAAACUUACGGGAUCUGGAAAAGUUUGGGAGAAUUGUGGAUUCUUUUAUUUUCCUUGCUUAACAGGCUUUCGAAUGAAGCAUAUCAAAUUUUUGGAAGAAAUCGAUGCUUUCAAAGCCACCGUAAAAAUCUCUGCUGUGGAACUUUUACAAGAAUUAGGAAAGGAAGAAAAUGAAGAUAGGAAAGCAGAAAUAAUCCAUAAAUUAAGUGAUGAAUUAAAUAAAUUAGAUGUUGAAAUAAAUAGAUUAAGAUUAUGUGAUGGGUGUCAAAAGAAGAAUAUAUUAAAUCCAUUAUAUGAAUUACUCACCAAACUAAAUGAAUCAAAUGAAUCAAUUAUUUCAAACAAAUUACUUGACACAUUAAAAAUAAUAGAAGAUUGUACCAGUUGUACAAAAAGAUAUAAUUAUUAUUAUUUAUUUUAUGAAUCAUUAAAUGAACUAAAAAAGAUUUCAGAAGAAUUAGACAAGGAAGAAAAUGAAGAUAGGAAAGCAGAAAUAAUCCAUAAAUUAAGUGAUGAAUUAAAUAAAUUAGAUGUUAAAAUAAAUAGAUUAGGAUUAUGUUAUGGGUGUCAAAAGAAGAAUAUAUUAAAUCCAUUAUAUGAAUUACUCACCAAACUAAAUGAAUCAAAUGAAUCAAUUAUUUCAAACAAAUUACUUGACACAUUAAAAAUAAUAGAAGAUUGUACCAAAGAAUUAGACAAAAAAGAAAAUGAAGAUAGGAAAGCAGAAAUAUUCCAUAGAUUAAGUGAUGAAUUAAAUAAAUUAGAUGUUGAAAUAAUUGGAAUAACAUUAUGUUAUGGGUGUCAAAAGAAGAAUAUAUUAAAUCCAUUAUAUGAAUUACUCACCAAACUAAAUGAAUCAAAUGAAUCAAUUAUUUCAAACAAAUUACUUGAUACAUUAAAAAUAAUAGAAGAUUGUACCAGUUGUUCACAAAUACAUAAUUAUUAUUAUUUAUUUUAUGAAUCAUUAAAUGAAUUAAAAAAGAUUUCAGAAGAAUUAGACAAAGAAGAAAAUGAAGAUAGGAAAACAGAAAUAAUCCAUAAAUUAAGUGAUGAAUUAAAUAAAUUAGAUGUUGAAAUAAAUAAAACAGUAGUAUUAUUAUGUGAUGGUUGUCAAGAAAAAAAAAUUUUCGACUCAUUAAAUGAAUUACUCACCAAACUAAAUGAAUCAAAUGAAUCAAUUAAUUCAAAUCAAUUACUUGACACAUUAAAAGUAAUAGAAAAUUGUACCAGUUGUAAAAAAUAUAUACCAAGAAAUAAGUUUGAUUCAUUUUGUAAAUUAUUAAAUAAACUAAAAAAGAUUUCAGAAGAAUUAGACAAGGAAGAAAAUGAAGAUAGGAAAGCAGAAAUAAUCUAUCAAUUAGGUGAUGAAUUAAAUAAAUUAGAUGUUGAAAUAAUUGGAAUAAUGUUAUGUUAUGGGUGUCAAAAAAAGAAUAUAUUAAAUCCAUUAUAUGAAUUACUCACCAAACUAAAUGAAUCAAAUGAAUUAAUUAUUUCAAACAAAUUACUUGACAUAUUAAAAAUAAUAGAAGAUUGUACUAGUUGUUCACAAAGAUAUAAUAAUUAUUAUUUAUUUUAUGAAUCAUUAAAUGAACUAAAAAAAAUUUCAGAAGAAUUAGACAAAGAAGAAAAUGAAGAUAGGAAAGCAAAAAUAAUCCAUAAAUUAGGUAAUGAAUUAAAUAAAUUAGAUGUUAAAACAAAUAGAUUAAGAUUAUGUUAUGGGUGUCAAAAGAAGAAUAUAUUAAAUCCAUUAUAUGAAUUACUCAUCAAAUUAAAUGAGUCAAAUGAAUCAAUUAUUUCAAACAAAUUACUUGACACAUUAAAAAUAAUAGAAAAUUGUACCAGUUGUGCACAAAGAUAUAAUUAUUAUUAUUUAUUUUAUGAAUCAUUAAAUGAACUAAAAAAGAUUUCAGAAGAAUUAGAUAAGGAAGAAAAUGAAGAUAGGAAAGCAGAAAUAACCCAUAAAUUAAGUGAUGAAUCAAAUAAAUUAGAUGUUGAAAUAAAUAAAACAGUAUUAUGCGAUAAAAAUUGUACCAGUUGUAAAAAAUUUGUACCAAGAAAUAAGUUUGAUUCAUUUUGUAAAUUAUUAAGUAAACUAAAGAUUUCAGAAGAAUUAGGCAAGGAAGAAAAUGAAGAUAGGAAAGCAGAAAUAAUCUAUCAAUUAGAUGAUGAAUUAAAUAAAUUAGAUGUUAAAAUAAAUGGAAUAUUAUGUGAUGGGUGUCAAAAGGAGAAUAUAUUUGAUCCAUUAUUUGAAUUGCUCACCAAAUUAAAUGAAUCAAUUGCAUCAAUUAAUUCAAACAAAUUACUUGACACAUUAAAAAUAAUAAAAGAUUGUACUGGUUGUAAAGAAUGUGCACAAAAAAAUUAUUUUGAUUUAUUUUAUGAAUCAUUAAACAAACUAAAAAAGGACUUGGAAGAAUUAGACAAGGAAGAAAAUGAAGAUAGGGAAGCAGAAAUGAUUCAUAAAUUAAAUAAUGAAUUAAAUGAAUUAGAUGUUGAAAUAAAUAGAAUAGCAUUAUGUUAUGGGUGUCAAGAGAAAAAUAUAUUCAACCCAUUAUGUAAAUUACUCACCAAACUAAAUGAAUCAAAUGAACCAAUUAAUUCAAACAAAUUACUUGACACAUUAAAAAUAUUAAAAAAUUGUACUGGUUGUAAGAAAUAUGUACAAAAAAAUAAUUCUGAUUUAUUUUAUAAAUCAUUAAACAAAUUAAAAAAGAUUUCAGAAGAAUUAGACAAGGAAGAAAAUGAAGAUAGGAAAGCAGAAAUAAUCCAUAAAUUAAGUGAUGAAUUAAAUAAUAUACAUUACAAAAUAGAUGAAAGAGUAUUAUCAGAAACUAAUCGACAAAAAAUCAUCAAUUCAGAAAAAUACUUGUUAGAUACAAAAAAUCAUAAACACCACCCAGAAUCAUUCUAUACAAGCCGUCCACUAGAUGAAUCAAUUCAGGAAGCUGAACUGUUAAAUUGUUCAUCAACUAGAUCACAUCAAGAUAGUAAUCUUCCUAACUUAUUAAUCUCAAAAUAUAUCAGGUGA